ACAGCCUGGGCUGUAUGACUAACAUGAAUCUAGUGCUGACAAAGCAGAAUUUGCUGCAUAUGGAACUGUUACUGUUAGAGACCUUUCAGUGGAACCUCUGCCUUCCCACAGCUGCCCAUUUCAUUGAGUAUUACCUCUCUGAAGCAGUACAUGAGACAGACCUGCAUGACGGCUGGCCAAUGGUUUGUUUGGAAAAGACUAAACUCUACAUGGCCAAAUAUGCAGAUUACUUCUUGGAAGUAUCUCUGCAAGUAGCUGCUGCAUGUGUGGCUUCUUCAAGGAUUAUCCUUCGUCUUUCUCCAACAUGGCCUACGAGACUGCAUCGUCUUACUGCUUACUCCUGGGAUUUCUUAGUGCAGUGUAUUGAACGACUAUUAGUUGCUCAUGACAAUGAUGUGAAAGAAGCGAACAAGCAGAGGGGACAGUCAGCUCCUCAGUCCGCACAGCUAGGUGUGCUCCAGACAGCUCAGCCCUCACGGCCAGCUCACUUCCAGCAACCUCACUAUCUUCAUCAGACCUCGAUGCAGUAUCGACACCCCGUGUCAGAACAGCCAAGUCGUCCGCAGAUUGCGUCUACCACACACACCUCAUCUUACACUCUUCAGACUUGUCCUACAGGCUUCCAAACUAGUGUUCAGGGCCUUGGCCACAUGCAGACUGGUGUUGGGACGUCCCUGGCAAUACCAGUGGAAGUUAAACCCUGUCUUAAUGUUUCUUAUAACCGGAGUUACCAGAUAAAUGAACAUUUCCCAUGUAUUACUCCAUGCUUUGAGAGGUGAUGACAUACAUAUUGUAGGUCAAAACUGACCCAGACUGUUCUGAGAUGGAUAGCUCUGGGGCAAGCUUUUUGUACUCUUCAAAAAGAA
Molecule: messenger RNA, 866 nt
Organism: Mesocricetus auratus (golden hamster)
Lineage: Eukaryota; Metazoa; Chordata; Mammalia; Rodentia; Cricetidae
Product: cyclin-J-like
Exons: 1
Coding region: 15-779 (254 amino acids)
Source: RefSeq, a predicted model, not a curated record